Messenger RNA from Magallana angulata, 3006 nucleotides. RefSeq names its product zinc finger protein 567-like. The record is from RefSeq and is a predicted model, not a curated record. Bases 1 to 3006 code for a protein of 1001 amino acids. NCBI's taxonomy places the organism in Eukaryota, Metazoa, Mollusca, Bivalvia, Ostreida, Ostreidae. The transcript has 5 exons.
AUGAAGUGCCCAGUCAGGCAGAAACCUUACCAAGUCAAUACAGACCCUAACCAAGUCAGGCAGAAACCUUACCAAGUCAAUUCAGACCCUAACCAAGUCAGGCAGAAACCUUACCAAGUCAAUUCAGACCCUAACCAAGUCAGGCAGAAACCUUACCAAGUCAAUUCAGACCCUAACCCAGUCAGGCAGAAACCUUACCAAGUUAAUUCAGACCCUAACCAAGUCAGGCAGAAACCUUACCAAGUCAAUACAGACCCUAACCAAGUCAGGCAGAAACCUUACCAAGUCAAUUCAGACCCUAACCCAGUCAGGCAGAAACCUUACCAAGUCAAUUCAGACCCUAACCCAGUCAGGCAGAAACUUUAUAAGGUCAAAUAUGAGCCUAACCCAGUCAGGCAGAAACCUUACCAAGUCAAUUCAGACCCUAACCCAGUCAGGCAGAAACUUUAUAAGGUUAAAUAUGAGCCUAACCCAGUCAGGCAGAAACCUUACCAAGUCAAUUCAGACCCUAACCUAGACCGGCAGAAACCUUACCAAGUCAAUUCAGACCCUAACCCAGUCAGGCAGAAACCUUACCAAGUCAAUACAGACCCUAACCAAGUCAGGCAGAAACCUUACCAAGUCAAUUCAGACCCUAACCCAGUCAGGCAGAAACCUUACCAAGUCAAUUCAGACCCUAACCAAGUCAGGCAGAAACCUUACCAAGUUAAUUCAGACCCUAACCCAGUCAGGCAGAAACGUUAUAAGGUCAAAUAUGAGCCUAACCCAGUCAGGCAGAAACCUUACCAAGUCAAUUCAGACCCUAACCCAGUCAGGCAGAAACGUUAUAAGGUUAAAUAUGAGCCAAACCCAGUCAGGCAGAAACCUUACCAAGUUAAUUCAGACCCUAACCCAGUCAGGCAGAAACCAUACCAAGUCAAUACAGACCCUAACCAAGUCAGGCAGAAACUUUACCAAGUCAAUUCAGACCCUAACCAAGUCAGGCAGAAACCUUACCAAGUCAAUUCAGACCCUAACCAAGUCAGGCAGAAACCUUACCAAGUCAAUACAGACCCUAACCCAGUCAGGCAGAAACCUUACCAAGUUAAUUCAGACCCUAACCUAGACGGGCAGAAACCUUACCAAGUCAAUUCAGACCCUAACCCAGUCAGGCAGAAACUUUAUAAGGUCAAAUAUGAGCCUAACCCAGUCAGGCAGAAACCUUACCAAGUCAAUUCAGACCCUAACCCUGUCAGGCAGAAACUUUAUAAGGUUAAAUAUGAGCCUAACCCAGUCAGGCAGAAACCUUACCAAGUCAAUUCAGACCCUAACCUAGACCGGCAGAAACCUUACCAAGUCAAUUCAGACCCUAACCCAGUCAGGCAGAAACCUUACCAAGUCAAUACAGACCCUAACCAAGUCAGGCAGAAACCUUACCAAGUCAAUUCAGACCCUAACCCAGUCAGGCAGAAACCUUACCAAGUCAAUUCAGACCCUAACCAAGUCAGGCAGAAACCUUACCAAGUUAAUUCAGACCCUAACCCAGUCAGGCAGAAACGUUAUAAGGUCAAAUAUGAGCCUAACCCAGUCAGGCAGAAACCUUACCAAGUCAAUUCAGACCCUAACCCAGUCAGGCAGAAACGUUCUAAGGUUAAAUAUGAGCCAAACCCAGUCAGGCAGAAACCUUACCAAGUUAAUUCAGACCCUAACCCAGUCAGGCAGAAACCAUACCAAGUCAAUACAGACCCUAACCAAGUCAGGCAGAAACUUUACCAAGUCAAUUCAGACCCUAACCAAGUCAGGCAGAAACCUUACCAAGUCAAUUCAGACCCUAACCAAGUCAGGCAGAAACCUUACCAAGUCAAUACAGACCCUAACCCAGUCAGGCAGAAACCUUACCAAGUUAAUUCAGACCCUAACCUAGACGGGCAGAAACCUUACCAAGUCAAUUCAGACCCUAACCCAGUCAGGCAGAAACUUUAUAAGGUCAAAUAUGAGCCUAACCCAGUCAGGCAGAAACCUUACCAAGUCAAUUCAGACCCUAACCCUGUCAGGCAGAAACUUUAUAAGGUUAAAUAUGAGCCUAACCCAGUCAGGCAGAAACCUUACCAAGUCAAUUCAGACCCUAACCUAGACCGGCAGAAACCUUACCAAGUCAAUUCAGACCCUAACCCAGUCAGGCAGAAACCUUACCAAGUCAAUACAGACCCUAACCAAGUCAGGCAGAAACCUUACCAAGUCAAUUCAGACCCUAACCCAGUCAGGCAGAAACCUUACCAAGUCAAUUCAGACCCUAACCAAGUCAGGCAGAAACCUUACCAAGUUAAUUCAGACCCUAACCCAGUCAGGCAGAAACUUUAUAAGGUCAAAUAUGAGCCUAACCCAGUCAGGCAGAAACCUUACCAAGUCAAUUCAGACCCUAACCCAGUCAGGCAGAAACGUUAUACGGUUAAAUAUGAGCCUAACCCAGUCAGGCAGAAACUUUAUAAGGUCAAAUAUGAGCCUAACCCAGUCAGGCAGAAACCUUACCAAGUUAAUUCAUACCCUAACCCAGUCAGGCAGAAACGUUAUAAGGUCAAAUAUGAGCCUAACCCAGUCAGGCAGAAACCUUACCAAGUCAAUUCAUACCCUAACCCAGUCAGGCAGAAACGCUAUACGGUUAAAUAUGAGCCUAACCCAGUCAGGCAGAAACCUUACCAAGUCAAUUCAUACCCUAACCCAGUCAGGCAGAAACUUUAUAAGGUCAAAUAUGAGCCUAACCCAGUCAGGCAGAAACCUUACCAAGUCAAUUCAGACCCUAACCCAGUCAGGCAGAAAUGUUAUACGGUUAAAUAUGAGCCUAACCCAGUCAGGCAGAAACUUUAUAAGGUCAAAUAUGAGCCUAACCCAGUCAGGCAGAAACCUUACCAAGUCAAUUCAGACCCUAACCCAGUCAGGCAGAAACGUUAUAAGGUCAAAUAUGAGUCUAACCCAGUCAGGCAGAAACCUUACCAAGUCAAUUCAGACCCUAACCCAGUCACGCAAUAA